AUGCUUCGUCGAGCGGGGAGGAGAGCUUUGCAACAUUCGGAGCAGCGGCAGUUCGGGACGAACUCGUGCUCCCAAAAGCCGCUUUGUUUUUUUCUUCAAACUUCCGAGCGACGAGAACAAAGAGAACAACGGGAACAAUUUCAACAUCAUCAUCAUCGUCAACAGAAUCUGUAUUACACGAAAGGGAAAAAGUCGUUCACGACGAGUGCGACAGCCAAGAUUGGUCAAACGGGAGUUCCCGAGGAAUACGGACAACCGAAAACCGGAGGGACCGCGUUUUUAGGCACACCGAGGAACCAUCGAGAACUGUUGAACACACGUCCUCUGAGUCCAGACGUUCUGGACGUGGACGGGAAGAGCGCGCACUAUAAGUUUCCGAUCGUGGCGUUGUCCUCGAUUACCAACAGAGUCACCGGGUGCGUGUUGUCCGGAGCGGUUGGCGUAGGGGGCGUGAUCGCGUGCGUGGGAGGCCCAGAGGCGGUACCGGAAACCGUGGAGCUGUUUAAAUCGCAGUUUCCUUUGCUCGUGUUUCCAGCGAAAGCGAUGUUGAGUUUCCCGUUUGUGUAUCACGGCGUCGCCGGGUUGAGGCACGUGAUUUGGGACAUGAGCGUGUUUGGGAUCGAUAACGAAAACGCGAAGAAGAGUUCGAUGUUUGUGUUUGCGAGUAGCAUCGUAGGCGCGGCGGCCAUGGCGAGUACAAGCAUUUAA
This is a messenger RNA of Bathycoccus prasinos, 708 nucleotides long. RefSeq lists its product with no specific name. Gene Ontology annotation, biological process: mitochondrial electron transport, succinate to ubiquinone; tricarboxylic acid cycle. The transcript has a single exon. The record is from RefSeq and is a predicted model, not a curated record. Lineage: Eukaryota; Viridiplantae; Chlorophyta; Mamiellophyceae; Mamiellales; Bathycoccaceae. Gene Ontology annotation, cellular component: membrane. Bases 1 to 708 code for a protein of 235 amino acids. Gene Ontology annotation, molecular function: electron transfer activity; succinate dehydrogenase activity.